Molecule: messenger RNA, 3396 nt
Organism: Saccharomyces mikatae IFO 1815
Lineage: Eukaryota; Fungi; Ascomycota; Saccharomycetes; Saccharomycetales; Saccharomycetaceae
Gene: NAB6
Product: Nab6p
Exons: 1
Coding region: 1-3396 (1131 amino acids)
Cellular component (GO): cytoplasmic stress granule
Molecular function (GO): mRNA binding
Source: RefSeq, a predicted model, not a curated record
AUGUCUAACCAAAAUCAAAGAAAACCCGUUGCGAAUUACGCAUACCGUCAGCAGCAAGACUAUAAUGGGAUGAACGCCAUGGUGGGAAAUCCGAUUAUAUAUCAUCCUGUAGACUUCAUCAACGGUGCAGGUCAAUAUGGACCCUCUCAACAUCCAGCCUAUUACUCCAACUCACCAUUGCCUAAUAUACCACCGACGCCUUUCGAUACCGCGUAUGGUGCUAGUCUUUUGCCAUCUCACUUGCUAAUGGGAUCGCCGUUUGUUUCAUCGCCUAAUAUGCAAGGUGGCUAUAGUCCUGCAAGAUCAUCUAAUUUUAAGAGGAAGGCUUAUUCGAGGCCCGUUUCUAAUCACAACAAUUACAACGGCAACAACAAUAGUAACCAAAAUAACAAUAAUAAUGGAAUGGUCACUCCUUCAAACUAUUAUAGAAUAGAGAGAAAUUCUUUCUCCAGAAAUAACAACAGUACGAGAAAUUCCACUCACAACAAUAAGGGGUGCGACAACAGGAACAGCAGUGGAAGAAGAACAUCCACAAGGAACAACAUUUUUGACGACAUAAGUUCAGAAUUACUUUUACAAAGACCAUUUCGUAUUAAUUACAAGAUUCUACCGACUGGUGAUGAUGCUUAUAGAACUAGGUCUCUGCUUAUUGAAAAUGUGGAUCGCUCUACUGAUUUGCACUCUAUAGUAAAGAACUUCGUCAAAUCCAAUACUUUAGAAAGUACCUAUAUAAUUGGCAACGAAAAAAGUGAUGAUUUGAAAGAUGAACAGACAAGCAACCUCUCCAUUUUGAUAAGCUUCCUGACUAGAAGCGACUGCUUGAAUUUUUACAAUAAUAUUCUACAAAGGUUGUCCGAGUUCAAAACAUUUUUGAAAUCUGAAUCACUUAAUUUGAAAUUUGUCUGCCUGAACUAUGAUUUUAAAUGUCUCUCUACAUUUAUUGAAGAUGACGCAUUAACGGAAAAUGUUGAGCAAAUUGAUAUCACUAAUGACUCGUCAAUGAUAAGCGCCUCUCUGCACCAUGAUUUAGAGAACAAGGAUGCUACAAGAUCAAUUAUAGUCGAAUUUAAAAGCCCCUUAAAAAGUACCGAACUAUUCAACAAGAAACUGCAAUUCCUAGACAGAUCAAAUAAUAAGAGGUAUAUUUUAGAAUCUAUUGAUAUAGUCAACACAGAUGUACCUUCAAAUCAAUUUCCUGAAAACUAUGCUGUUUUGACAUUUCUGAACAUCUUUAUGGCAAUCGAAGUUCUUGAUUACUUGAAAAAAUACUCAAAAAAAUUAGGAAUCUCCAAAUGUUUUUAUGUGUCUCUAGCGCCGUUAGUAAUCAGCUCGACCAGAUCUUCAGUCGCUAAUAUUUAUGAAAUUAAAACGAGCACACAUCGGUUAUCAGUGCCUUCUGUUCCAGUUGAGAACAACAAUGAUAAUAACAAUAGCAAUAACCACAAAAGCAACAUCAGUGAUGCCAACACACACAACAGUAAUAAUAGCACUAGAGCUUCCCUAUACGGAAACUCUAAUGUAAGCUUAGCCAGUUUGCCAUCAUCUGUCUCCUUAAACGAAGAGAUUGACAUUCUUACUACAAAACUUCAAGGAAUACAACUUGAUGGAACUGAUUUAGAAAUCAACUAUCAUGACUAUCAAACACCAACUGUUCAUGAACAUUCUACUCACUUGAGUAAUGUCAAAAUUUCCAAAACCGUAGAAAACUCUAGGCAGUUCCCCCACGAUAUCCCAUCGCCUUUGCCACUGAAUGAACGGAUGUUUAUGAAUGAUUCUAAUCACUCUAAUGGAUCCAUAGUACCUCAACAGUUGAUGGCCACGCCUUCUCCGGUAUCUUCUACUAUCCAGAUGAACCAAAGAGUGCUACCAAACCCAAUAACACAAAGUUUGGAGCAAAAUUUUAACGUUUCAGCUAAAGUGGCAUCAUCUAUGGGCUCAGAUGUUGGCAAUAGAACGAUUUAUAUAGGAAAUAUCAAUCCAAGAUCAAGAGCGGAGGAUAUCUGUAAUGUCGUCCGAGGAGGGAUCCUUCAGAGCAUUAAAUACAUGCCAGAGAAAAGAAUAUGCUUUGUUACUUUCAUAGAAGCUCCUUCUGCUGUACAAUUUUAUGCGAACUCUUUUAUUGAUCCAAUAGUAUUACAUGGUAAUAUGCUAAGAGUAGGGUGGGGACAUUAUUCCGGUCCGUUACCAAAAUCAAUAUCCUUGGCUGUUACAAUCGGAGCAAGUAGAAAUGUCUACGUAAGUUUGCCCGAGUUUGCCUUCAAGGAAAAGUUUAUUCACGACCCUCAGUACAAAAAAUUGCACGAAACAUUAUCUUUACCAGAUGCGGAACAAUUAAGAGAAGAUUUCAGUACCUAUGGUGACAUUGAGCAAAUUAAUUAUUUGAGUGAUAGUCAUUGCUGUUGGAUAAACUUUAUGAAUAUAUCGUCUGCGAUCAGUCUUGUUGAAGAAAUGAAUAAGGAAUCCACGGCACAUAAUGAAGACGGUGAAAUGACACACAAAACGGCGACUGAAAAAAAAUUCGGUGGCCGCUAUGAAGGGCUUUUGAUAAACUACGGUAAAGAUCGUUGUGGUAAUAUAAACAAAAAUCUGGUAGCAGGUAAAAAUUCAAGGUUUUAUAAGAAAGUUAAAAGGCCAAGCUAUAAUAUACGUUUGAGUAAACUGGAAGAAAGAAGGAGACAGAAUGAAAACGAUAAGAAGGAGAGAGCAUUUGACAAAGCUUUAAACCUAGAGUCACUAGGAAUAAGUCUGGACUCACACAAGGACAUUGGUAUUGGUGAAAUAGAAAACAAAAAUUGUAUUGGGCGCGAGAUCGAGAAUGAGGCGGAGGCUGUAAAUAGGAGUAAUGAAACCGUAGGUAUAGGUGGACUAGGCCUUGGAGUAGCAAGCUCCGAGGUGAACCGUGCGGCCUCAGAUGAAACCGAUUAUGAAGACCUAUUUAACAAAUCCUCUGGGUCUUCCGAUUCGUCAUCAGAUAUAGAAGUCAUAAUGCACUCCCCAAGCGACCCUGAAUAUGCUUUAAAAUCGCAGACUUUGAGAAGUUCAAGCCAGACCGUUAUUAAUAGUAAGAGGCCAGUGAAAGCAGAAGAUGAGGAAGAUGCUGUAGAAAUAUCCCAGUUCAACCAUAAAUCAUCACUAAGACACGCUCCACCAAGGGCUCCAUCAACCUUGUCCUAUAAUCGCUCGAAAAAGAACGAAACUCCAAUUCGUGACAUUGUGCCAAAUGGUGAAACAACGAGUAACAGAAAAAAGAAUAGAGGUUCUUUUCCGAGGCAUAGAACGAUACCAGGAUCCGAUGUCAUGGCGCAAUAUCUUGCACAAGUACAGCAUUCGACGUUUAUGUAUGCUGCUAAUAUUCUGGGUGCUUCUGCGGAAGACAACACACAUACUGAGGAGUAA